AUGUCGAAGAAUACAAUAAUUAUCUGUACUGUUGUUAUUAUUUUCUAUAUUAUUUUCUUAUGUCACUGUGAUACACCACAAAGUUAUGGAGAGUUUAUAUUGAAAAUAACUGAUUUGGAAGUAUGUAAGGGCCCAAAACGAAAGGACUGUAUCAACAUGACUGCAAGAUUAGAGAACGGCACGAACCUUUUAAUAGAUGCUCAACUUAAGGAGAACGUUAUACCAACCCGGGGUAAAGUCGAGGCAAUGAUGAACAAUAAGCCGUUAUUAAGACUGCAGAUGAAGAAACCUUGCGAUCAUCUCUUUAUGAAACCUCUCUUCCAACAAAUAUAUAAUGUCAGCCAAAACUGCGAAUUCAAAAAGGGUGAUUACAAUUUGAAAGUCGACAUUGAAGACGUUGCAAAGAAAUAUUAUAGUGGCAUGUUUAUAUACGGAAAGUAUACCUUCAAAUCAGUAUUCUACAAUGACGAAUGCAACUUUUCUUGUGUUAUUUUAGCAGUUACAUUUUCUCCGAAGAACAAGGCUAAAUAACUGUGGGUUUGGAGUCUGGAAAAUUAUUUUUGAGAGAUAGUUUGUUUGAUGUUUUGUAGCAUUAAUAAAACCAUUUUCAAAAUAAAUUACUAUUUUAAUAGGUACCUUAUCAAUCUUAUAAAGUGAUUUUAUAUAAAAUAUACAUGUACAUUGGAAUUUUUCUGGUACAUCAAUAAAUUUAUUUAUUUCACUUAUCGUCUGUAAAAUUCUAAUAGUGCGUAAGUCAUUUUUCGCGGAUUUUAACAUUUGCCAUUCGAUGAAAAAUUACCUGCUUUCAUUUGACCAAUCAGAAUCAAAUAAUGAACGUCUUUUAUUUCGUCAAAAAAUUCAUUUAAAAUCCCUUUUCAAAAUAUUAUU
Messenger RNA from Maniola jurtina (meadow brown), 888 nucleotides. RefSeq lists its product as uncharacterized. The record is from RefSeq and is a predicted model, not a curated record. The coding region runs from base 1 to 531 and encodes 176 amino acids. The transcript is spliced from 4 exons. NCBI's taxonomy places the organism in Eukaryota, Metazoa, Arthropoda, Insecta, Lepidoptera, Nymphalidae.